Messenger RNA from Suillus subalutaceus, 587 nucleotides. RefSeq lists its product as uncharacterized. Lineage: Eukaryota; Fungi; Basidiomycota; Agaricomycetes; Boletales; Suillaceae. The transcript has 2 exons. Bases 70 to 429 code for a protein of 119 amino acids. The record is from RefSeq and is a predicted model, not a curated record.
UCAAACAUCCUGGCUGUCUAGUUCACACUCGACUUAUCAAUCACAGAUCCAGAUUUUCUUUCGCGACUCAUGCGUAAGGAAUAUGACUCUCAGCAUUCUCCUUUCGAUGUAGUCGACGAUGACGGUACCAGACUCCUCAGUGAUGGUGGUAUAGCAACUAGUCCUCCACCAAGAUCUCGCUUCCUUCACUUAUGGCCAUGGCUAAGCCAUGGUGUGCUGAUGUCCAUAACUUUGGUAUUCUUCACACUAUGCGCACAGGCACCUUCGAUAGAUGACGUAGUUCUGUUCUCUCCAGCAAACGAGGCAGUUAAAUCCAUCGGCAUCGUCAAAUUCAAUUGUACUUCCAUAUACCGUGGCAGACCAUCCCCAAACCUCGACGCCGCUUGGGAUAUAAUAUCUGUCAAUGGUUUUAUCUUGCACCUCUGCUAGCGCAGCGACAAAGUUGAGAAGUUGAUGCUCAUUCUCGUCAAUACUUUUGAUAUGUACUCGGUCGAUAUCUCAUCUCAUUUUUCUCUCACUCACUUGUUGCUCCCUUACAUGUAGUACCUGCAAAUCGCCCAUGUCAUUAAUAGGCCAGUUACCUUGCA